Pimephales promelas (fathead minnow) is the source of this 1500-nucleotide messenger RNA. RefSeq lists its product as uncharacterized. Lineage: Eukaryota; Metazoa; Chordata; Actinopteri; Cypriniformes; Leuciscidae. The record is from RefSeq and is a predicted model, not a curated record.
UCAGCGCAGUGACGACCAAUCGCAGCACAGCUUCAGCAGACUCACAAAAGGGGGCGUGGCCUUCGGAAGAAACUGAUGAAACAAAUGAUCAAAAUGUGUGGCAGGGUUGAGUUGAGACUGGUUGUGAAGUAGACGGACCGUCCACGACCACCGGUCCUGUAAUGUUAAAGAAGGAAGUGAACGCAUCAGUCUGAUCUACAACAGAAGACAGAGAUCAGAAAAUAUUUGUGAUGUGAUUGGAAGAUCAUAAGGGUAUGUUUGGUGUUGAGACAGAUGAAAUCGAGUCGGUGUCGGUGAUAGAGGGCGAUUCUCUCAACCUACAGACGGGUGUGAAUAAAAUACAAGAGGACGAUCUGAUCAUGUGGCUGUGCGGAGACUUUUGCAUCGCUAAACUCAACAUAUCCUCCCAAGUCAUCUCUGAAAAUAAUGAAAGAUUCGGCGACAGACUGAAGCUGGAUCAUCAGACUGGAUCUCUGACCAUCACAAACAUCAGAACCACAGACUCUGGGCUUUAUAAAGCACAGAUGAUCGGACAUAAAGUUUCAAAGAAAACAUUCAAUGUUACUGUCAUUGCUCGUCUUCCCAUUCCUGUGAUCGCUAGUUACUGUCCUCAAAAUCCUUCAUCAUCAUCAGAAUCAUCGGUAUCCAAAUGUCUGCUAUUGUGUUCAGUGGUGAAUGUGAGUCAUGUGACUCUGUCCUGGUACGCAGGAAUGAGUGUAUUGUCCAGCAUCAGUGCGUCUGAUCUCAGCAUCAGUCUCUCUCUACCUCUGGAGGUGGAAUAUCAGGAUAAAAACACUUACAGCUGUGUGCUGAACAAUCCCAUCAGCAACCAGACCACACAUCUGGACAUCAACACACUCUGUCACACAUGUGCAGAAUGUGUCUGCUGUUGUGAUUCUACUAAAGCUGUGAUCCAAUUGGUCCUCUCUGCUCUGGUGGGCGUGGCUACUGUUGCUGUUCUGGUUUAUGACAUCACAUCCAAAAGAGCCGAACAGAAACGAAGAGCUCAGAAAUCAAUCUCAAACUGAAUUAGAUAACUAUAACAUUUUUAUUAUUCACUUUUACAAAAUAUGGCAUGCCACUCAUAAGACUUACGCAGUUAUAUUUUUUACUUAACGUCCGUUUCUGCCACAAAUGUGUCUGUUCUUUCAUCUACGCUGCGCUUACUAAACAUCUUUUUGUGUUUUGUGGUCUGGUAAUGUAGGUAGCAGACCUGUUUAUGUGGCCUGUCAGCAUGUAAGUGUUGGCAGGAAGUGUUUAGUUUUGCAAACCUGUGACUUCUGAAGAACUUGCCCUUUAGUGUCAGGACAGUGUUGUUGCCCACAGUGUUCAGAACGUUUUCUCAGUUGAGCUUCGAUGUGUUAAACUUUUGAACUUUUGCUGCACACACCUUGGUUUGAGUCUGGGUGUUUGAUCCUCACUGGUACACAGGCCCCACAUACUUUUUAAUAAUGUUUUUUUAAUUAAUGCCUCAGGGGCUCUGGGAAUUAUUUUUUAUUU